Manis javanica (Malayan pangolin) is the source of this 1598-nucleotide messenger RNA. It is a transcript of the gene DHRS7C, whose product is annotated as dehydrogenase/reductase 7C. Gene Ontology annotation, biological process: intracellular calcium ion homeostasis. NCBI's taxonomy places the organism in Eukaryota, Metazoa, Chordata, Mammalia, Pholidota, Manidae. The record is from RefSeq and is a predicted model, not a curated record. Gene Ontology annotation, molecular function: oxidoreductase activity, acting on the CH-OH group of donors, NAD or NADP as acceptor.
GCUAUAAAUAGUCAGUAGGGCCCAAGCAAGUGGCCUUAACACAUGGAUUUCCUUCCAAAAAUGCAGACCCAUUUUAAUUAAAUUUGUGAUUAACCUUUGGGAGGGCAGGCCCCUGGCUUCAGUUUGCUUUUGGAGACACCACCAAGAUGGGAGUCUCAGCUGUGCUCAUGCUGCCCCUGCUGCUCUUGGGCAUCAGCGGCCUUCUCUUCAUCUACCAAGAGGUGUCCAGGCUGUGGUCAAAGUCAGCUGUGCAGAACAAAGUGGUGGUGAUCACCGAUGCCAUCUCGGGACUGGGCAAGGAGUGUUCUCGGGUGUUCCACAUGGGCGGGGCAAGGCUGGUGCUGUGCGGAAAGGACUGGGAGAGGCUCGAGAUCCUGUAUGAUGCGUUGAUCAGCGUGGCUGACCCCAGCAAGCAGACAUUUACCCCGAAGCUGGUUCUCUUGGACUUCUCAGACAUCAGCUGUGUCCUGGAUGUGGCCAAAGAGGUCCUGGACUGUUAUGGCUGUGUGGACAUCCUCAUCAACAAUGCCAGCAUGAAGGUGAAGGGGCCUGCCCAUAAGAUAUCUCUGGAGCUCGACAAAAAGAUCAUGGACGCCAAUUACUUUGGGCCCAUCACAUUAACCAAAGUCCUGCUUCCCAACAUGAUCUCCCGGAGGACAGGCCAAAUCGUGUUAGUGAAUAACAUCCAAGGGAAGUUUGGAAUCCCGUUUCGUACAGCUUACGCCGCCUCCAAGCACGCUGCGCUCGGCUUCUUUGACUGCCUGCGAGCCGAAGUGGAGGAAUACGAUGUUGUCGUCAGCACUGUGAGCCCGACUUUCAUCCGGUCAUACCACGUUUAUCCAGGCCAAGGAAACUGGGAGGCCUCCAUUUGGAAAUUUUUUUUCAGGAAGCUGACCUACGGGGUACAUCCUGUGGACGUGGCGGAGGAGGUGAUGCGCACUGUGAGACGGAAGAAGCAAGAGGUCUUCAUGGCCAACCCCGUCCCCAAGGCCGCCGUGUACAUCCGCACCUUCUUCCCAGAGUUUUUUUUCGCUGUGGUGGCCUGUGGGGUGAAGGAAAAACUCAGUGUCCCAGAGGAGAGUUAACUGCAGGGUCGCCCCCGAUGGGAAUAAAGUCUUUCCUGGCAGGAGCUGGAUCUUCCUUCCUCUCCCCUGGCGACCCCACACAAGCCACCCCCUAACCUGCCCUCUCCCUGGGGGACAUGCCCACCAUCCCAGUGAGGAUGGCCUGAAGUCCAGGUGUCUCCCACUCGACAGUCUCAGGACACAUUUCCAGAAGGUUCUCCACUCCACAGAGUAACAACUGAGCAGAACAACAGGAACCCUGUUGGGUGUACCCCUUACGUGCACACACACACACACACACACACACGCACACCAUGCCAUCCGUCUGCUCAGGAACCACUCAGAAAACCACCUCCACUUUAUACCAGGGAGACGCCCGCAUCAGCCUCCAGCAGCAGAAGCAGGACUUGGCAACCCUUCCAGGCAGUGACUGCCAAAUAGAAAUUCCUGUGAUGGCGGAAAUAUUCUAUAAUCUGCAUUGUCCAGUAUGGCAGCCACUAGCCACAUGUAGCAGUCGAGCACCUGAAAUGUGGC